Myotis brandtii (Brandt's bat) is the source of this 4686-nucleotide messenger RNA. RefSeq names its product XK-related protein 6. Gene Ontology annotation, biological process: engulfment of apoptotic cell; phosphatidylserine exposure on apoptotic cell surface; apoptotic process involved in development. The transcript has a single exon. The coding region runs from base 1574 to 2842 and encodes 422 amino acids. NCBI's taxonomy places the organism in Eukaryota, Metazoa, Chordata, Mammalia, Chiroptera, Vespertilionidae. Gene Ontology annotation, cellular component: plasma membrane. The record is from RefSeq and is a predicted model, not a curated record.
AAUCCCUGCCUUCCAGAAACCUACAGCCCAAAUCAUGUGACUCAUAAGGGGACCUAUUUCCCUCUCUGCCCCAAUCCAACAGACAACAUGAACAGAGGAGGCUCAAAGGUUAGCGUAACCACUGUGACAUGGUUGCAGAGCACCCAUGCCCUCACCAGAUGCUGUGGAAAUGCCUUGUGUGUACAAAGGGCAAGGCAGGACACCUAAGUACCCUGUUCAGAACUUUCCAGAAAACUAAGAGGAAAGUCAUUAGGCGUUUUCAAGAUUGGCUUCUAUGGAGAACUUAACCAUCCAGGAUUUUUCUGUGGUUAUAGUAACAUACUGGUUUUUGUUUUCACCCUAUCCUGUUCUGCAAGCUGCAAACCAGAGCAUCUCCUUGAAAUGUUGGAAGGGUAGGGCUGUGUGAGAUGGGUCAGUGCAGGGAGGGUGUAAAAUGACAGAGGAUUUUGAUUCUUCAUUGAGGUUUGGAGAUGAAUGGAGAGAUGGGCAGGGACCUGGGGAAGAUGAACAGAAGCCUGAUGCUCUGGGGCAGUUUACUUAGUCUUUUGAUGAAUGGGCUCCUAGAUCUGACCUUUGAGCUUAAGAGAAAAUGACUAGGAAACAUUGAUUUCAGCUUGGAAGAAUGUUGUGGGGAAUUAUGCUCUGGUGCAAGGGUGGGGAAUGUGGUAAGUAGAUGUUGUCUGUGGAACACUAUUCAGGACCUCAGUUGAGUUUGGCUGCAUUUAGUUUUGAAAUGUUGGGAGAAAGGAAAAGCAGAAGAGAUGCUAGAUGGACUGAGUGAAGAUAACACAUGCGGGAGUCAGGUGGUGAUGGGGUAUCUUGCUUAAGAGGAGAUUGUAUGAUUAUAUCUGACCAACGAUUGCUUGCUCAUGGGUGGGUCUGGAGAAACUCUAUUAACUAUUUAUUGUGUGUAGUUUGAUUUAGUUACUCAUAUCAAAUAAGCAGUAUUAUAAAUAAAAUUGCCCUUGGUGAUUCCAGUAUCACUUGAGAUCAGAUACAUUCACUUGCCUGUUGAGGAGAAAUGCAGUGAAUGCCAUGCAGAGCCUUGGAAACCAAGCUGGUGGGGGAAAGGCAUCCUCAUACCAUGAGUUUUACCGCUGCUGGGUCAGGACGGGGCCUCGUAAGAUCUCAGAGAACAUGCAGCAGUGGUUUGUUGGAGAAAGCAACAAGGAUCGUGGGGAGGCCAAGAGAGAAGAAUGAGUGAGAAAGGCAGCCAGCGAAACAGACAGACUACCCCAGAGUCCUUGAUCAGGGUGUCCUUAGGGAGCGGAUGAGGGAGGGAGAAGCUAGGUGGAGGAAGGUUUAGUGAAGGGCUCCUUGAGGCCUGAGUGAACUGAUGAAAAGGCAAAAGAGUGACUCCAGUACCUUCCCGCAGGAGAAGGGUGUGGAUCUAGGGGCAGAGAGUAAGCUAUCAGCCUUCACAAUGGGUGAUCCCCUCUAUGAGUUUCUCUGAGAGCAUGGGCUCCUGGUGACAAGGACACCAUCCCCUGCCACACAUCUGUGUGCAACAAGGAUCCCGUGAACUCGGAAUUCCUUAAAAUAGAACACAUGUGGUCCCAUCACAGCAGAUGCAAUGAGGCACCACAGUGGCCCCCGUUCUCAACCCCCUUGGCAAAGCACGUCAGCCUCAGCUUCACUCUUGAGCAGUGAAUCUCCAGGAGUUCUGGGCUGGGUUGUGGAAACUGAAACUAGAUUUUCAAAAGCUGACAGCUUAGGGAGCAGCUGUGACCUCCAAGUUCGGUUCCUGAUUCUGUGUUUCUUUCUCCCUCCUCCUUUAGAUCUCGGUGUGUGUGGGCGUCUCCUCAGCUGGCAGCCCUGCUGUGCCCUGCAGUUGACAUCCAAGGUUUUGACUGUGUGGGUUUGUGUCUUUCCGGCAGGUGUCUCCUCUGUGACUUCCCUGAUGUCCCUGGCUUGGGUGCUAGCCUCCUAUCACAAGCUGCUGCGGGACUCCAGGGACGACAAGAAGAGUAUGAGCUACAGAGGGGCCCUCAUCCACCUCUUCUGGCGCCUCUUCACCAUCUCAUCCAGAGUUAUCUCUUUUGCCCUCUUUGCUUCCAUCUUCCAGCUCUACUUCGGGAUCUUCGUGGUGGUUCACUGGUGCGCCAUGGCCUUCUGGAUCAUCCAUGGCGGAACAGACUUCUGCAUGUCCAAGUGGGAGGAGAUCCUCUUCAACAUGGUGGUAGGGAUUGUGUACAUUUUCUGCUGGUUUAACGUCAAGGAAGGGCGGACUCGAUAUCGAAUGUUUGCAUAUUACACGAUAGUCUUGACCGAGAAUGCUGCCUUGACGUUCCUUUGGUAUUUUUACAGAAACCCGGAGACCACUGACUUCUAUGCGGUGCCAGCACUGUGUUGUGUCUUUAUUAGCUUUGUGGCUGGGAUCGCACUGAUGCUCUUAUAUUAUGGUGUGCUGCAUCCCAUGGGGCCACGAGCUAAGAUCUUUGCCAGCUCCUGUUGUGCCGAGCUGCUCUGGGGCAUCCCUUUGCCCCCCGAUGUUGAGCCCAUGGCGCCUCAGACCCCUGGGUACCGGGGGACCCAGGUCACGCCUACCAGAGCCGUAACGGAACAACAGGAGGAUCUCACGGCUGACACUUGCUUGCCCGUUUUCCAAGUGAGACCCAUGGGGCCCUCCACCCCGUCGGGGCGUCCUUACCACCCAGAAGGGCCCCUCAUUAAGAUUGACAUGCCAAGGAAGAGAUACCCAGCUUGGGAUGCUCAUUUUGUAGACAGGAGGUUGAGAAGGACUAUUAACAUUCUGCAGUAUGUCACCCCCUCCGCGGUAGGCAUUCGGUAUCGAGAUGGACCGCUCCUUUAUGAGUUGCUACAGUAUGAGUCUUCACUCUAAGAGCGUCUUGACCCAAGUUGAGAAGGGGACCUUAAGUUGGUUUGCGGUUAACACCGCUUGCAAGAAAUAUAACCCUCCCUUCUCCCAAUACACAAAAUCACAACCACCACCACCAUCACCACCUCCACCACCACCGCUACAAAAAAAAGAAAAUAAUACGUCACAACCCCUUCAGAUAAGCUUUCUUUCCAGUCGCUGUAUGUAUACAAAGAUAUUCUCUAUGUUUUGUAAGUAAAAACAAAAAGAAGACCUUUCUUUUGUUUUUUACACAUAAGAAACAGUAUUGAAAAUCCCACACUAUUGUUCAUAGGGUGGAGAAGGAGGAGCUGUCUCCACUCCAAAAGAAAAAAAAAUGUUUUAUACCUUACACCAAGUGUAGAUCAUUUAUGGGAUUGGUGCUGAUUGAAAGAACAAAACAAACGAAACAAAACAAAAUAAAACAAACACAAACAAACCUUCAACUGCCUUAUGCCCUUAGGUGCUGAGUUUCAUUAAGUACUGUCACGUUUUUCUCACGCAAAACUCUCUGGUGGUUUUGGCACCAAGAGAGGGGAAAUUAAACAAUCAAAUGAAACAAAUCUAGAAACGAAAACGAAAACCAACCAACAAAUAAAACACAAAGCAAUUAUUCUUCCUAUCUGACUAUUUGUAUUGAAGAAAACAAAUUCACCAAAAGCAAAGGCAUAGAAACCCCAAUUUCUGUUCCGUUUCACUCCUUGCUCUCCCGUCCCUGUCCCCAGAUUAACAGCACCUUCUAGGAGCCAAAUGGCCAUUUGGAACUCAAAUGGCUGGGAAAGCUCCUUGAAGGUUGAUCUUGUGCCAUUUACCAUUCACCUAGUUCGGAUCACAUUUGUUUCCUGGUGAAAAGCAAAACAGAAUAAAACAAACAAACAAACAAAAACCCCACCCCAAUCAUUCAAUGAGAACAGGAAAUUCUAAAGCAAAUUAAAGAUUUCCAUCUAUUUAAUCAAAGAAAAUCAGUAAUAAUAAAACUCAGCAUAGUAGCAAAAAGAACAACAUCAAUUUAAAGGCACAAUACUUAAUCAGUGACUGGCAAAAAAACGAUUUUGGUCUGUCCUUUUAAGGCCGUGAAAGGUAUACAUUUAUCACACGUGAUAUUGUGUAAGGCCUCUUCUGUUUCCAUUUGGUGGGAAGCCUUAAAUUGAUCUGGAAAGAAUUCUUCAUUCUUCAUUUGUGUUUUUUAAAAAUAUUAACACAGAGGAAAAUUAGAUUAUAUAUAUAUAUAAAAAAACCACCAUGUCAAAUUGAAUAACUGACCCAUUUCAAAGACUGUUUGGUGCUUCUGUCUUUCACCAUUGUGGUUGGCUGAAACUCAUUCAGCUCACUUGGUGCAUCUGGGGUGAGUGGGAAAUUGUGUGUGUGUGUGUGUGUGUGUGUGUGUGUCCACAGCACACGUAUAUUUGUGUGUAUGUGUCUGCUGCAAGGUCUUGCCAGAAAUGUGGAAAACUGCUCUAAGGCAGACUCUGGGUAUGCUAAGGUGGAGUGUAAGAGGGCUAGGGAGGGGGGAGCAGGAAGGAGGGGGUGGUGCUGGAAUAUGAGCCCCUGUCUGGAUGGCGAGACUCACACCAGCAGCAUAUUCUGGGUCUUAGAGGCCGUGUCAUUUGGGUGAAGAUUUAUUAUUUUUCUCAUUGUACCAAAUUGAAUUUUGAGAGGUGUUGCAAUAUGUUCAAUCAUUUUUUAAAUGUUAUUUUUCAAAGUAUUGCUCCUGUAAGGAAUAUUCUGUUCUAGGACAUCGUUUCAAUCCCAUUGUAUUUCUACUUGGGCACCAAAAAAAAAAAAAAAAAAAAAAAGGAAAAGAAAAAAAUCACAAAAACAAAAAAUCU